Molecule: messenger RNA, 583 nt
Organism: Trichoderma atroviride IMI 206040
Lineage: Eukaryota; Fungi; Ascomycota; Sordariomycetes; Hypocreales; Hypocreaceae
Source: RefSeq, a predicted model, not a curated record
CUAGACUAUCAAGUUCAUCCAUCACGACUACUUUCAUCAUAGAUUGGCGAGCCAUGGCACGUACAAGUAUAAAAAUAGUUACACGAGGCAAUUUUGGCCACAAGGUUACGUUCAACCGUCCUAUCCAUCACAAUUAGAAAAUCCCCUCACCUUGAAUACAGCUCAUCAAACACUCACAAGAACACCCCCCUUUUCCUCUCUCCUAAUUUUUACCUCAUCAAAUGCACAUUUGCUCCACAUGUACAAUCCAUUCACAUCCAACAUAGAUAACCACACAAAGCUUUCAUAACCCAUACAUAAAAGAUUCAAGACCACUUCUCCAUCACGCAACACUUAACCCUCCCAUCCCCGUCUCUCCCAAUACUACGUACCUCAUCCAUCCCUCGUGGCAAACUACCACCCUAAAACAAGCUUAAUGACUCAAAAUUACACACCCCUCAAACGCGGAAUGCCGCCGUUCUGUCCUAUUGCGUAUCUGUCUCAUCCUAGGUCCUCGACAAACAGCUCAAGCACGCCUAUAUGGAGGACUAUUCAUAGACUGAACCUGAAACUUGACUCGAAAUCCCAUGCAUGACAAACAGCA